UGAAGCUCUCUCCACCUCGAGAAGCGCGCGGGCGCGUGCGCGUGGCUCGACACAGACCAACACUGCAUGAGAGAUGCGCCCGAUCCAUGAUCCAUGACGCAGGACGAAGCGACUGCUGGAAGCACAGCAGACGAUAAAGACGUUCGAGAUGAAGCGGACGGCUUUCCUCUUUGGCCAUUUUCAAAAGAUCAUUGAAGAUCUCCGACGAGAAUGUCGGACAGGCUGCCCGACAUGCAACGGGCCGUCGCCAAUGCAUCUCGACUCGCUGCCUCUGUGCACGAGCUGCAACGCUCUGACGAUGACGACGACGACGCGGCGCUUCUCGUCCACGUCACUGUGAACGAGGGCGCAGGCGCGGCCAACGACGCCGCGCGCUACGUGACCGACGAGCGCAGCGACAUCUCGUCGGUCCGACCGAUGCUGCGCUCGAUGCGCGCGUCCGUCACCGCCGAAAGCAAGGCCCUACUGCAACCCCUGCAGCCGCCGUCUGCGUCGGGAUCGAAAGAAAAGGUCUGGCCAUGCCCUGGGCCCAACCCGUUCCACGACACGGACCUCGUCCCGUACCUGAGAGAGAGAGGCAUUGUCCAGGUCGUCAUUUGCGGCAUCGCCACCACGGGCGUCGUCCUCUCCACACUCCAGGGCGCACUCGACGUGGGGCUGCACACCGUCGUCGUCAGCGACGCGUGCAUGGACCCGGACCCGAGUCUGCACCAGGCCAUGUUGAGCUACUUUGCAAAGAGGGGUCAAGUCCUCACCACCGACGAGAUCACUCAAGGCAGCGCGCUCAGAGACCUGCUGCACUGACUGGGCCUUUGUAACUGUAGAUAGUGGUAUAUGCGGAAGCAUCUCUAGUACAUCCCCCCUCUCAAGAAAGCUUCUCGAUGCGCUUUGCCAAGCCCUCGAUCCUGGCCUCGACCGACUCCAGGUUGGCCUUGACCCUCUGCUGGUUCUCGCGCAGGCUGCCCUCGACGUUGGACAGGACGACCUUGAGCUCGUCGUGCGUCGUCUCGCUCGUCUUUGCCGCCACAAAGAGCUCAGAGACGUCAUCGGAGAAGCCGGCGGCCGAGGCAUGGAGCGACGAGAGAGAGUGGAGGCGCGAGAGGAGCGUGGGAGCCAGAGG
Acaromyces ingoldii is the source of this 1120-nucleotide messenger RNA. RefSeq names its product Isochorismatase hydrolase. The transcript is spliced from 4 exons. The coding region runs from base 211 to 804 and encodes 197 amino acids. The record is from RefSeq and is a predicted model, not a curated record. NCBI's taxonomy places the organism in Eukaryota, Fungi, Basidiomycota, Exobasidiomycetes, Exobasidiales, Cryptobasidiaceae.